AUGCGCGAGUGGGUCACAGUCCCCGACGCUCCUGCGACUCCUCUCACCGACUCGGCCGCCGAUGUCGAGGAAGAACCAGCAUACGGCGUACCGGCCUCGAUUCAGCCCGUCCGAAAGCCUCAGACCGAUUCUGCCAACAACGACCAAAAGCGUGCCGACCCCUUUCAAUUUGGCACACGCUAUCUGGAAGAAGGCGACAACAUCUUCCAACACAACGCAUGGGACCACGUCGAGACUGACGACACAUACAAAGAGUUCAUCAAGACGCAAGAAGAGUUCCAACGAUCCGCUCCAGUCACCGACUUUGACAAGAAGCGCUUCAACCAACAUCCCGAGAAGUGGUGGGACAAGUUCUACAGCAACAAUCGCGCAAACUUCUUCAAGGAUAGAAAAUGGCUGGCCCAGGAGUUUCCCGUAUUGGGAGAGAUUACCAAGGAAGAUUAUGGCGCUGCAACAAUGUUGGAAGUCGGUGCUGGCGCAGGAAACACGGCAUACCCUGUCUUGAAUCUGAACAAGAACCCGUUGCUGAAGAUCCACGCUUGCGAUUACUCCAAGAAGGCUAUUGAGAUUAUCCGUACACAGGAGGCAUACCAGAACCAGACCACUCUGCAGGCAGAUGUCUGGGACGCUGCAGGAACUGGUGAAAACGCCGUGCCUCCUGGUCUGGAAACUGGCAGUGUCGACGUGGUUGUCAUGAUCUUCAUCUUCUCUGCUCUGUCACCUAGACAAUGGGCACAGGCUGUUAAGAAUGUCUGGAAUGUCCUCAAGCCUGGUGGUCUGGUUCUUUUCCGCGACUACGGUCGUGGUGAUUUGGCUCAGGUCCGGUUCAAGAAAGGUCGUUACCUCGAGGAGAACUUCUACAUCCGUGGCGACGGCACUCGUGUUUACUUCUUCGAAAGAGAUGAACUCGCAGAUAUCUGGUCUGGCAAACUUCCCGAGAACAGUUUUCAGAUUGACGCUUCGGAACAGAAAGCCGAUGACGAUGAGCUGGCUGAGAAGUUACAGAAGACCGAUAUCUCAGAGGAGAACAAACUGCCUGCAUUCGAGAUCCUGAACUUGGGUGUUGACAACAGAAUGCUUGUCAACAGGCAGAGAAAGCUGAAGAUGUAUCGUUGCUGGAUGCAAGGCCGUUUCCAGAAGCCUGCCACUACCGAAAGCUGA
Aureobasidium namibiae CBS 147.97 is the source of this 1161-nucleotide messenger RNA. RefSeq names its product methyltransferase. Lineage: Eukaryota; Fungi; Ascomycota; Dothideomycetes; Dothideales; Saccotheciaceae. The transcript has a single exon. Gene Ontology annotation, molecular function: tRNA (cytidine-N3)-methyltransferase activity. The record is from RefSeq and is a predicted model, not a curated record. Bases 1 to 1161 code for a protein of 386 amino acids.